CUUAGUGUUGUCGUCGACGUACGCCUUCCAAUCGAGCGGCCUCCCGUCUCCGACUCAAACUUCUGAUUUUUCUUUAUUUGUUCGUGUAUUUGAUUGCCAUAUUGGUCACUUCGUGCCCUAUGAUCGACGUCUAAAUUUUCAGCAGACGACAACAUAUGUGUCUCGGUUUUAAUCGGCACAGCAUUGACACAGGCGGGUACGCGUUUAUAAGUGGAGGCGGGUGUUAUGGAUAUGAAGAAACGAAAUAAGAUGCCCAACUAUCCGUUUUGGCUCGGAGGCGUCGCGGCAUCCAUGGCCGCAUGUUUUACGCAUCCCCUUGACCUGGCCAAAGUGCGCAUGCAGAGUCUUGGUCCUACUGUACCAAGUCCAUCUAUGCUCAAAAUUCUGCGCCACUCGAUAUCCAACUAUGGACUUAGUAGUGUUUAUACCGGUCUCUCUGCCUCGCUCAUGCGCCAGAUGACCUACUCGCUCGUACGUCUAGGCAGCUAUGAGGAGAUGAAACGCCUCAUGUCUGAGGAUGGUCGUUCUCCAUCCGCUGCGAAGCUUCUCCUGGCGGCUGGCGUGGCUGGCGGUUUGGGAGGAAUCGCAGGAAAUCCAGCAGAUAUUCUACUGGUUCGGAUGACCAGUGACUCCAUUCGUCCCCCAGAGAAGCGCUAUAAUUACCGCAAUGCUAUUACUGGACUCGUCUCCUUAGUGAAAGAAGAUGGCCAGAAAGGUCUUUUUCGUGGCCUCGGGACAAAUACAACCCGAGCAGUCUUGAUGAAUACAUCACAGGUUGGAUCCUAUGACUUCUUCAAAACCACUCUCUUGCAAUACCCUAUACCCGUGGUCAACUAUCAAUUCCAUGACGGUUUCUUCUUGCACGUAGUUGCAAGUCUUGCAGCCGGAACAUGUGGCACGACCGUAUGCUCUCCUGCUGAUGUCAUAAGGACAAGGAUCAUGGGCUCUUCUGGAAAUGCUAGUCCAAUAGAUGUCCUAGUCCGUUCCUUGCGCGAGGAAGGUCCCGCGUUCAUGUUCAAAGGCUGGACGCCCGCUUGGAUGCGUCUUGGCCCUAACACCGUCCUGAUGUUCGUCUUUUUCGAGCAACUGAAACGCGGCUGGUCCUCCUUGGUCCCCUCGUAAUCUAUAUCCAAUUUCGCUGCGCAUCGUCAAGCACAUGAUACCUCAUAUCUACAAGUUGUCGGAUUGACGCUUGGACAUCUGCCAUUAAGACGUUAGAUGACAUAUCCUAGACAUGUAGCCUUGGAUUCAUCUCACUUUCGCCCUCUCUGUACACUGAUGUAGAUUUUGACUUACUUACUCGAACUUGAAUAGCUAACCUGGCAAAAUGGUAAAUACCCUACAUACUUAGGACAAACUUACUAGGACCUGCAAAUUUUCUCAACCAAAAACUACUUAUCAUAGUACUUGGUGCCGUCGCGCACGCAGCUACGAGAUCUAUGUAGCAUUAAUUCUUUGCAACGCCGUUAUUUCACGGU
This is a messenger RNA of Suillus subalutaceus, 1478 nucleotides long. Its product is annotated as mitochondrial carrier. The transcript is spliced from 12 exons. Gene Ontology annotation, biological process: succinate transmembrane transport; malate transmembrane transport; phosphate ion transmembrane transport. Gene Ontology annotation, molecular function: thiosulfate transmembrane transporter activity; oxaloacetate transmembrane transporter activity; succinate transmembrane transporter activity. Lineage: Eukaryota; Fungi; Basidiomycota; Agaricomycetes; Boletales; Suillaceae. Bases 226 to 1122 code for a protein of 298 amino acids. The record is from RefSeq and is a predicted model, not a curated record. Gene Ontology annotation, cellular component: mitochondrial membrane.